CCUGUUCCAGGUCACACAGGAAUUGGGUCUUGAGCCUCCUCGGCCAUGACCUUGCCCCUCUCCAUCCAGGACCCUGGUCCUUGCAGGGCUGUGGCCCACCCCUCCUUCUUAUAGCCAGGAAUAGUGACCUUCCUCUUAUAGCCAGGAAGGGUGACCCCCGACUCCCCACCUGGGUCUGGCUUUAUCCCAGACCUGGGCACUGCAAGGCUGGGAGUGAGCAGAACAGAGGCUGGGCAGUGGUGCCCGCGAGAGCACUGCCCUGUCCCUCUUGGCCCGGCCACUCCGCUCCACAGGGUGUGCCUAGGGCUACGGGGCACCGGCACAGUGAGAGUUACAGCCGGGGCCCCUCCCAGUCUCCUGAGCCACCAUCCCUUAGCAACAGUCCUGCUGGGCAGGACGCGUUGCCAGCGCUGGGCAAAGUGGGCAGGAGCCAGAGGAGUGGCUGUCUGGCUUCCAGAGCAGACGAAGGGCAGGUGAGCAGGUAGUGGGCCAGGGCAGGCUUGCGGCACCUGACCACAGCCUGGCCGGCAGAGUGGGAGCCCUUCCUCCAGCUCUCUCCAAUCCAGCUACCCGGACAGCCCUGACCCAGCAUGGAUGCUGUGGACGCCACUGUGGAGAAGCUCCGGGCACAGUGUCUGUCCCGAGGGGCCUUGGGCAUCCAGGGCCUGGCUAGGUUUUUCCGCCGCCUGGAUCGGGACAAGAGCCGAUCCCUGGACUCGGGGGAACUCCAGCGGGGCCUGGCUGAGCUGGGGCUGGUGCUGGACGCAGCUGAGGCGGAGGGUGUGUGCAGGCGCUGGGACCGUGACGGCAGUGGGACGCUGGACCUGGAGGAGUUCCUGAGGGCACUGCGGCCCCCCAUGUCCCAGGCCCGGGAGGCGGUCAUCGCAGCUGCGUUUGCCAAGCUGGACCGCAGUGGGGACAGCGUGGUGACCGUGGACGACCUCCGGGGGGUCUACAGUGGCCGCGCCCACCCCAAGGUGCGAAAUGGGGAGUGGACCGAGGAGGAGGUCCUCCGCCGCUUCCUGGACAACUUCGACUCCUCUGAGAAGGAUGGGCAGGUCACUCUGGCUGAAUUCCAGGACUACUACAGCGGCGUGAGCGCCUCCGUGGACACAGAUGAGGAGUUUGUGGCCAUGAUGACCAGCGCCUGGCAGCUGUGAGCAGUACACGCUUACCCAGCCAGCACCAUCGUAGUGUAGGACCCCCACCCUGGCCCCCGAGCCCUGGCCCCUCUCACCUGGGCUUCUAGCUGCACAGCGCCCAGGGCGGGGGGGGGGGGGGUGCUACAGAGGAAUGUGGAAGAUUGAGGCUGUGGGACCAGCCGGACCGGGUCUCAGAGGACCCAGCUUGGCCAUCAGGUGGAAGGAGGACAGAGGUUCCAAGGAUGGGUCACUGGCUCAGAAUCCCUGUCCCUGCUGUGCUGACCUCAGGCCUCACAAAGCCACUGCAGAUGCCCCCCACCCUGCUUCCUCCCGUCUCUGCUCAGUGAAUCCUCCGCCCUGCCAGCAACGCCGUGGCCCCCCCCCCCCCCCCCCACCCAGGGAAGCCAGACGGCCGGGGACAAAGCAAAGCUCAGCACGGAGGCGGCCAGUCUUGGAAGGCAGCCAAGUGUGGUGACCUGCCCGGACGUGCCGUGGGGCGCAGGGGCCAGGCUGGCCCGGGAGCCGGAGGCUGUUCUUGGCCAGGCUGUCUGGCUUCCUGAGGCCCCUGGGGCAUGCAGGAGGCCAGAGUUUUAGUUAAAAGUUUUAAUGUAGUUCCCAAAUACAUUUCAUAUGACAAUCUUACAUAAAUGUUCCAAAACACA
This is a messenger RNA of Herpailurus yagouaroundi (jaguarundi), 1804 nucleotides long. It is a transcript of the gene CAPS, whose product is annotated as calcyphosine. Gene Ontology annotation, cellular component: vesicle. Lineage: Eukaryota; Metazoa; Chordata; Mammalia; Carnivora; Felidae. Bases 591 to 1160 code for a protein of 189 amino acids. The transcript has 4 exons. Gene Ontology annotation, molecular function: calcium ion binding. The record is from RefSeq and is a predicted model, not a curated record.